Pantherophis guttatus is the source of this 2630-nucleotide messenger RNA. The record is from RefSeq and is a predicted model, not a curated record. Lineage: Eukaryota; Metazoa; Chordata; Lepidosauria; Squamata; Colubridae.
AUGGCGGCCGAGCAGUCACCUAAGAACUCGAGCUGGCGCUAUACAAUAAAGAUGCAAUCAGGGAUGGGCCUUUAUGACUUCAUCCAGACUGACAAUAUAGUGACCGAGAACUACCAGCACAUGUUGGCUUUGAUAUUUGCUGUGAAAGAAAUCAAUGGAAAUGCCCAAAUGUUACCCAAUGUUACCCUGGGAUUUAAUAUUUAUGAUAGUCACCUGAAUAUAAAGUGGACUUACCAUGCAGCAAUGCAAUUGAUUGCUCCAAAUAGCAAACUUUUGCCCAACUACAAGUGCAUAAUUCAAGACAAUCUUUAUGCGGUUAUUGAAGAAUUGAUCUCAGAUAUCAUACAUCAGUUUCCAAUUCUUGUGAGUCUUUAUAAAAUUCCACAGCUCAUGUAUGGAUCUGCUAGAGUUGAAGCAGGGGAUGCCAAUCUCCCUUCCUUCUACCAAAUGGUUCCAAAUGGAAUUUAUGAGUAUAGGGGUAUCCUCCACUUACUUCUACAUUUCAAUUGGAGAUGGAUUGGAUUCUUGGUGGCGAAUGGGAUGGACUUAGAUUGGUUUUUACAGAUCCUGGUACCUGAGUAUUCCAAAAAAGGCAUUUGUUUUGCCUUCAUAGAGUUAUUCGACAGUUCAUGUUACAAUGCCAAUAAUGGAUUUUUUUUCAACUGUAUAAUAGCAUUUUAUGUCAAAAUAAUGGGCAAUGAAGCCAAUGUCUUGAUUUUUAAUGGAGAUACACAUUCCAUGAUCAUUUUGAGAUAUUUACUAAAUACUGAAUACAAAGAACUAUUUGGAACCCAAAAAGGGAAAGUAUGGAUCCUGACGAUUGGGAUGGAGUUGAGAUACUUUGCCAGUAAAAAAACCUGGGAUUUGCAGGACUUCCAUGGUGCGAUAUCAUUUACAACUCAUGCCAAAGAACUGAAAGGAUUCCGGCAACAUAUUCAGGAUCUAAAGCCUUCUGUUGUAAAAGAAGAUGGUUUUAUCAAGGAUUUCUGGACUCAAGCAUUUGGAUGUGCAUUUCAAGAUUCUGAUCUGGGAGAUGAGAAGGAGAAUAUUUGCAGUGGAGAGGAGAAUUUAGAGAGCCUCCCUGAACAUGUUUUUCCAAAAAGAGUAACAGGCCACAGCUAUAGCAUCUACAAUGCUGUGUAUGCUGUGGCUCAUGCUCUGCAAGCCAUGUAUUCCUCCACAUCUGGAAGAAACUCGCGGAGAAUUGUGUUAAAUAGCACUGUGUGGCGAUUGUACACAUUAUUCCAUUUUAUGAAAUCUGUAUCAUUUAACAACAGUGCUGGUGAAAGGAUUUUCUUUGAUCAGAAUAGGAAGUUAGUUCAAGAACUUGACAUCAUCAACUGGGUUACAUUUCCCAAUCAAUCAUUCACUCUAGUGAAAGUUGGGAAAAUGGAUCCUCAAUCUCCUCCAGAGAAAGCAUUCACUAUUAACGAAGAUGCAAUAGUAUGGCACAGCUGGUUUAACCAGGCAUUGCCUCUUUCUCUCUGUAAUCCUUUUUGCCAACCUGGAACUAGAAAAAGAUGGAAAGAAGGGAAACCUUUUUGUUGUUAUGAUUGUAUUACAUGCCCCAAAGAAUCAAUAUCCUAUCACAAAGACAUGGCUGACUGUGUCAAGUGCCCUGAUGAUUACUAUGCUAAUGAAGAUAAGAACACCUGUAUUCCCAAGAUUAUAAGCUUCUUGUCUUAUGAAGAACCUUUGGGCAUCAGUUUAAGCACCAGUGCUCUUUUAUUUUCAUUGGCAACAGUUAUGAUAUUAGGAAUAUUUCUGAAGUACCACAAUACUCCCAUAGUGAAAGCCAACAACUGUAGCCUUUCUUACAUGCUUCUUAUUUCACUCAUGCUAUGCUUCCUUUGUGCAUUGCUCUUCAUUGGACAACCAAAGAAGGCAACAUGCUUUCUCCAGCAAAUAGCCUUUGGCAUUGUCUUCACAUUGGCUGUUUCUUGUGUGCUAGCAAAAACCAUCACUGUGGUUCUCAUUUUCAUGGCAACCCAACCAGGAUCCAGGCUCAAAAAAUGUGUGGGGAACAGCCUGUCUUGCUCUAUUGUUCUUUCUUGCUCUUUUUUUCAAGUAUGCAUCUCUCUGGUGUGGAUGGCAACUUCUCCUCCUUUCCCAGAUAUGGACAUGCAUUCAGUACCUGAAAUAAUUGUUUUAAAGUGUAAUGAGUCAUCACCAAUCAUGUUUUAUUGUGUCCUGAGCUAUAUGGGUUUCCUGGCAAUAGUCAGCUUCACUGUGGCUUUUUUUGCCCGCAAGUUGCCAAAUAGUUUUAAUGAAACCAAACUUAUAACAUUCAGCAUGUUAGUGUUUUGUAGUGUUUGGUUCACUUUUGUCCCCACUUACUUGAGUGCCCAAGGAAAAUAUAUAGUAGCUGUGGAGAUCUUUUGCAUCUUAUCCUCCAGUGCUGGAUUGUUGGGUUGUCUCUUUUUUCCCAAAUGCUACAUUAUUUUGUUGCAACCUGAGUUGAACAAGAAACAAUUCUUAAGAAGAAAGCAGUAGAGAACCUUCUUUCCUUUUAAAAGCAUGCUAAACUCCUUCAAAAUGCAUAGUACACUAGGAAUUUAUUGCUAUGAUGUGAAAAAUAUUAAAUAAAUGCACACCUCUACAUAGGUGCUCUAACAAAAUGAAGCAAUUAA